Molecule: messenger RNA, 3210 nt
Organism: Galeopterus variegatus (Sunda flying lemur)
Lineage: Eukaryota; Metazoa; Chordata; Mammalia; Dermoptera; Cynocephalidae
Gene: SLC9C2
Product: solute carrier family 9, member C2 (putative)
Exons: 25
Coding region: 1-3210 (1069 amino acids)
Biological process (GO): proton transmembrane transport
Cellular component (GO): membrane
Molecular function (GO): sodium:proton antiporter activity
Source: RefSeq, a predicted model, not a curated record
AUGGCAAAAGUGAAUUCUUCCUUCUGGACACAAGCAGAUGAUAACGGAGCUGAUUUACUCUGUGGGCGGUCAGCUGACUACUUUAUUACAAAGGACCACUUCAUAGUGCUUCUGUGUUCCACUGUUGUUUUCGGAGGGUUUUUGAAGACGUGUUUAAAGAAUUUUGAAGUCAUUGUCUUGACAAUUCUUUCUCUAUCAGGAUUUGUGAUAGGACAACUGGCUUACCAUUUUGUUGAGGUGCACCAAAUUGUCUACCCUCUUCUAAGAACACCAAGUUUUUCACUUUAUUGUUAUUUUUUACCUAUAAUUAUAUUUACGGCUGCUUUGGAUGUGGACUUUUAUAUACUCAGGAAUGUGUUUUGGCAGCUCUUGUUAAUUGGAUUCAUUAGCUUUAUUAUAGCAUUACUCACAACUGGAUACGUGGUUCUGAAAUUCAUUGGAGAGUCGUGGGAUUUUCAAUCUGGCCUACUCUUUAGCAUGAUCCUUGGCAUUACAGACCCUCUUCAUUCUGUGAAUUUACUGAAAACUAUGGGCAUUUCUAAAAUGUAUACUGAUAUCAUUAGAGGAGAAUCAUUGAUCUUUUCUGGCAUCACAAGCAUUAUUUUUGGACUUUUUCGGAGCACCACAGUCCACAUUUCUAUGUUUAGGGAGUUAAAUGUAGUCAUGGGACUCUUCCUUGACAUUUUUGGAAGUAUAAUAUGUGGAUAUUGGUGUGCAAGAAUCAUUCAGUUUAUAUUGACUGACCUUUUUAGCAAUACGCUGACUAAUGUCAUUCUCUGCUUUUCAUUGGUGUACAUGACUUUCUACAUUGUGGAAGUUUUGGGAAUGUCAGGCAUUGUUGCUUUAGUCACUGUAGGACUGAAUUUAGAUUCUUUAAGCUUUAAGCCGAGGAUGGAGUUCAUAAUUACUAAGUUCUUAAUAAUGUGCUCAUCUGUAUACCAACAUUUAAUAUACACUUUCUUUGGUAUUGUGAUUGGAUGUGGAGAAAUCAAAUAUUUUACAUUUCACACUGUAGUUUUCGUAUUCAUCUUAUUGGCAACAGUAAAUUUUGUAAGAUUUCUUACCAUUUUGUUAGUGAGCCCUAUUUUUAUGCGUCUGAGUUAUGAAUAUAAUUGGCGAUGGGGAAUUAUUAUCACAUGGUCUGGAAUUAAAGGAGCUUUAAGCUUACUCUUGGCUCCUGAUAUUUAUAAUCUGGCUGAACAGAAAGUAGAGGCACCACAAAUGUUUAUAUUCUAUGUACAAGCAAUAUCGCUACUGACUAUGGGAAUAAAUUCCUACAUGAUGACCUGGUCAGCCAGGAGAUUAGGUUUGUGUACUAUUUCCCUCCCAAGACAAAUGGCCAUGGAAAAUGUCAUUCAGCACAUACAGGACACAAUACAGAACACAAUCACUUUACUUAAAACAGAAAAAAUUUUGACAAAUGUUAAUUGGAAUUUAGUAGAAGAAAAAGCGAAGAUUGAAUACAUUAUUCCUUUUUCCCCCAUUUCACAUGAUGGAGACGAGGAGGAGGAGCCCCCAACAGAAGAAGUUUUAACAGAAGAAGCCAGAUUGCACGUAGCUGUAAUACAAAUGAGUAGCUUUGAAAAACAGUGUAAUGAUGGAAUACUUGGAGUAGACGCAGCCCGGAUAUUAAUUGGUGCAACCAAAAGCUAUUGCCCCAUCCAAGGAAAAUUCAUGAGUAUUUAUGAUGUUUCAACUUAUGUAACAGCUAGAAGCUGGCUUAGGAAGUUUAAAAACAUGUUGACUUUCUUGCAAUAUAAGAAAGAAAAGGCACCUUUUAUCCCACCUGGGAGUUAUAAAUUUUUGAUUUACGUAUAUCACAUUGUAUUUUCAGAAGAAUUUGAAUAUACAGGACAUAUUAUAACCCUAAUGUAUAUUUAUCCUAUGAUAAUACAUCUAUGGCCAGUGGCAAGAGAGUUAAAUGUGUCAACACUGAUAUCAUUAAACUAUUAUUUUAUGUUUUUGUAUGUAUUAGAAUCAGCAUUGAAGUGCCUCAAACUAGAUUCUGUUAAGACAUGUUAUAACAGAUUUUUCUUCUCCCCGUUAUUCCAGAUAGUAAUACCAGUACUGAUAAAUAUUGUAGAUGGGCAGAUCAAAAAGCGCCUCAGCUUGAUGUAUAGUAUUACAAAAGGCUACGUCAAAAGUCAAGAAGAUGCCAAACUUUUUGUAAGACAAAUUUCUGGAUGCGAAUCAAUAUAUCAGAAAUUUUAUGAAAUUUUGGAUACCAACAAACGAGAUGCUGUCAAAGAAUUGGGACGCAUAGAGCAUGAGUGUCGUGAUGUUGUCAUUGCUUUGAAGACUAAGCAGGCAAUCCGGAAUGUGAUUGCUAAAGCUCUGAAAAAUCUCACCUUUCUUUGGUCAAGAGGCAUUAUCGAUAAAUAUGAGGGCAUUGAGAUGAAUAAGGUACUUCUUACAAAAAUAAAAGCCCUGAAUAACUUUCCAAUGGCAAUCCCACCCCCUACUCCAGACAAAUACCUCAAUAACAUCAUUUGGCUGGAAAAUAAAGAUGCUCUUAUUGAGUUCUUCAAGGAAAGAGCCAAACUUGCCUACUUUGACUAUGGAGAUGUCAUUUGUAAAGAAGGUGAAACGCCACAAGGGAUCUACUUAAUUAUUUCAGGAAUGGCAAUUUUGCAUAGUUCACCUCCUACCUUUGGGAUACAGAGAAACCUAAGGCCUGAUAGAGAGUCCAAAACCAUAAGUACAGAGUACUGUACUAGUGGGGACAUAAUUGGAGAGCUGAACUGCCUGCUUAAGCGUGAAUUUGAAUAUACUGUCAUCUGUGAAACUACUUUACAGGCUUGCUUUAUCUCCCUGGAGGAUUUAUAUGAAGGCUUUGAUGUCUUCUGGCCAACCCUGGAAUAUAAAAUAUGGCUAAAGCUUGCCCUUAGUACUGCCUAUCAGUAUUUUGAAUCAAGUCUCGUUGAUGAGGACUUAAAGUUUCAGAAGUGUGUGGUGCUCAAUCACGCGUAUGUGGAGACUUUAUCAAGCUACAAUGAAAUGACUAUUAAUAAUGUGACCAUGAAAUUCGUUAUUAUUGUGUAUGGCAGUGUGAUUGAUACUAAGACAGAGGAACCAUAUUUUGCACCUUGCAUUAUACCUAAAACCUGUGAGCAGGUUCAGGGAACUUCAGAUUUAAGCAAGCUUCUGAUAAUCCGGGUAUCCGAACCUGCCAAAAAUAAUGAUAAUGCCACUACCAUGGGUAAGGGAUAG